GUAAAACAAACGACCAAAAAAAAACCGUUGGAGACGUUUUGCCCAUUUUUAUUAAGUUUCCUGAGUUAUGCAACCAGCAUCUCCUACAGAGGCACAACUGCUCAUCCAUACGCCUUUUAUUUACACCAUCGGAUGGCUAUUUUGUGUGUAAUAUCUGUUUGAUUUGGACCAGUCAACGCGGCUGAAUUGACGGUUGAAUUCAGAAAGAUAUGUCAGUUGAAAAUCACCCAGUGUGCCAUUUGCGUCACAGCCCGCGGCCUCUCGCACGCCCAUGGGGGGCGAUGGAGUUGCUAAUGGAGACUAGUGUUUCUCUGUCUGUGUUUGCUGACGAUGCUCCGGCUAAAAAGGGAACCAAUAGACACGGACAACAAUCGCCGUGUUACAGGAGUGAGCUGGUCGUGAGCGUGUGGUGCAGCAGGUCACUCUUGGCGGCAUGAUGAGGGUCCAGAAGUCUACCAGGAGGAAGAACUCUCACUGCCUCCGCAGACUCGAGAAUGCUGCUCAGACAGAGGUGGAGGAAGCAGACACCCAGCCUCCACCACAGGAGGAGCCCCGAGGAGGAGACCAGUCCUCUGAUCAAGCCCAGCUCCAGACCUCUUCUUCAGCUGAGGCGCCGUCGGAGAACUUGGACCAGAAGGAAACCCCGAUGGACGACGAGGAAAAGGACGACUCCGCGGCCCAGCUCCAGAGCAAGCCUCUGUGGAAGCCCAUUCCCCCUCUGCUGCCUGAGUCCAACGAUAGCGGCACCAGUAACACCAGGGACCAGAUCUGCCAGACCGAGGAGCUGCUUCAGCAGACCGGCGCCGGCAGCUACGGUCAUAACACAGGUCUCUGUGCGGAGCCCGGCGAUCCUCCUCUGCUUCAGCAGCCUCUGCAGACCUCCAAAUCUGGGAUUCAGCAGAUAAUUGAAUGCUUCCGUUCAGGCACCAGCCAGCUGAAGCAAAUGCUGCUGAGGGAGGUGGACACCAUCUUUGAGUGUAAAAUAUGUCGCAGUCUGUUCAGAGGCCUGCCCAACCUCAUCACACACAAAGAGUACUACUGCCUAUCACGGCUGCCUGAACCCGACGGUUCAUCGGGUGAAGCAGCCAUGAAGGAUUUAUUGGACGCCAUAUAUCCCAGAAACCCAGACUAUGUGGUCCGAUUGGAGCCCAUUGAGACCACCUCCAAGGCCGUGUUCCAGUACCUCACCACAGAGGAGGAACUGGCUAGAUAUCCAUCGCCCAUAGCCAGUGCCAGAGAGAGUCCGGUAGCAUGGGAAGGAGAAUCAGUGGAGGGCGCGGACAACAACCAGUCGAGCCAGCCAGAGAGCCACGGCAGCCCGGGACACAAUCCGGGAACGAGGAGAUGGGAGGCCGAGGAGGAGGCUAAAGAGGAGCAGCCGCCGCCUGAAGACGAGGGCUCCACCAGCGGGGUGGAGGAUGUGACAAUCUCCUGUUGUCUGUGCGGUCAGGACUUUAACUCGCGCCGCAGCAUCAGACGUCACUGCCGCAAAAUGCACCAGACCAAACUGGAAGAGCUCCGAAAGUUCACAGAGACUCGUACGGUUCCCACAAGCCUCCUCUCUAUGGUGAAAGGGCGGCCAAAGACUCUCAGCACACCUACCGGAAAAUCCUGCCCAGUGUGCCUCAAAACCUUCGCCACCAAAGCCAACGUACGCCGUCAUUUCGACGAGGUGCAUCGCGGCCUACGGAGGGACACCAUCACGCCCAGCAUCGCCUCGCGGCCCGGCCAGCCCUUCUCUCUGGAGGUCACGCCCCCCAGGAAGAGCAACAGCGCCUCUCCGACACGGGGAAACAACUCCAAGUCCACCCCCGUGAACUCUAAAACAACGCCUUCGAACCAAAACCAGCCCAAACCUCAGAGUCCUACCCCGGCCUCUCCGCAGGCGGCCCCGGCCUCGGCUCGCUGCACGCUCUGCAAGAGGAACUACAGCUCUCAGCUCAUGUUGAAGAGACACAUGCGUAUUGUCCACAAAAUAUACAGCACCAAAAGUAACCGGUCUGCAACCACAGCACCCACGGCAACCACGGCACCCACGGCACCCACGGCAACCACGGCAACCCCGGCAACCACUGCAACCACUGCAACCACAGCAACCCCCUCUACUCCGGCAGCCACUCCUAACAGUAGCAGUGCUAACUUAGGCCCAAGCAACAAUGUCCGAGUGAAGGAGGAAGUAGCAGAUCCUUCCGAUGAAGAUGAGGAGGAGGAGGAUAUUGACAGCAGUCCGGCCCCGUCUCCUAGCGACAGCACUGGGUCAGCUAAAGGUGUCCCUGUGGCACCCAACGCCAUGAAGGUGAAGGAAGAGGAGGCCCCGUCGAGCCCAAAGAUGACGCCGUCCUUAUCUUCGUCAUCCUCGCGCAGUGGCAACACGUGCAGCGGGGGCGUGCUCGCCAAAGCGACCAAACUGUCGGUGGGUUUCGACUUCAAGCAGCUCUUCUGCAAGCUGUGCAAGCGGCAGUUCAGCUCACGUCAGAACUUAACAAAGCACAUCGAGCUGCAUACGGACGGCAACGACAUCUUCAUCAAGUUCUACCGCUGCCCCCUCUGUCGCUACGAGUCGCGACGCAAACGCGACGUCCUGCGUCACGUGACCGUGGUCCACAAGAAGUCGUCCUCAUACCUCGGCAAGAUCAUGCCCAAACUGGAGAACAGGGCGGUGAAGAGGCUGGCCGAGGUCGUCCUCAGCAGCCCGACCCCCACCAAGAGGACGAGCGCAGGCAUCAAAGAGGAAGUGAACGGACGUCCCGCUUCUUCAUCGCCGUCCCCCUCUCCUUCACCGCCUGUCACUCGCAAGCAAGAAGCUGCCCCAACCACCUCAUCAGCUUCCUCAUCAGCUUCCUCCUCCGCUUCUUCGUCUUCCUCCUCCUCCGCCCCGCCUCCUGCACCCGUCACUCGGAAACAGCAGGAGGUCUCAACGCCAGCGUUCAUUCCGUCCCCUCCCGUCACCCGCAAGCAGGAGAGACAGCAGGCUCGUCCCAUCAGCCCCCCGCUGACCCGCCGCAGUGAAAAACAGACACACCUACGUAACUCCUCCUCCUCCUCCACCACCACCACCACCGCCUCACCCAGCAUCCAAACGCCACACACCCGACGGCACGACGCCCAGUCAGAGAGCUGCGGCACGGGGUCGUCGUCCUCCACCGAAGUCAGAGUGACCAAGAACUUCUCCCUGCACGCCUGCGACCAGUGUGGACGGGCCUUUGCCAAGAAGCUCUACCUGGAGUCUCACAAGCGAAGUCAUCGUAACGCGGCGGUAGCGGCAGCCAGCAGGAGGAAAGGAGUCAGCACCCGCUCCAAAUCCCUGGUCUGGUGAAACACACACACACUUCCGCCGGGGAUAACGGACGAGCGAGCCGCUAACAAUGAAGAAGCGAAUCAAAACUUUUCAAUUUGGGAAAAAUAACGGAUGGAUGGAAUGAGCACAAAGCGCAAGAUGAAGGAAAACAAACAAAAGGAGCGCGAUUGAAGUACAAAGGAUUUCCACCUCUUUACUUCAGAACCAAAUAUAUUGUUGGAAUCUGACAU
Molecule: messenger RNA, 3528 nt
Organism: Sebastes umbrosus (honeycomb rockfish)
Lineage: Eukaryota; Metazoa; Chordata; Actinopteri; Perciformes; Sebastidae
Gene: znf800b
Product: zinc finger protein 800b
Exons: 12
Coding region: 434-3316 (960 amino acids)
Source: RefSeq, a predicted model, not a curated record